Molecule: messenger RNA, 3700 nt
Organism: Zea mays
Lineage: Eukaryota; Viridiplantae; Streptophyta; Magnoliopsida; Poales; Poaceae
Exons: 21
Coding region: 506-3511 (1001 amino acids)
Biological process (GO): microtubule-based movement
Cellular component (GO): microtubule cytoskeleton
Molecular function (GO): microtubule motor activity; ATP binding; microtubule binding
Source: RefSeq, a predicted model, not a curated record
GGAGAAAAAAAAACCGGCAUCACUCUUGUAGUCUUGUGGCCCCUACUAGCUAACGGUAACAGUGACGGGGGGCGCGAGUUCAGGAAGAAGAGCGAGUCAGCGAGAGGCAAUUCCGCUGCCGCAAUUCAACACGCGAGGCUAAAAACAAUUCGAAACCCCCGACCUACGCCGAGUCGCCGAGAAAACAACAGUGCUCCGGCGCUUAGAGAAGAGCGAAAGGCGAGCGCGCAGCACAGCACGGCUCCCGUGGGCCGUGGCGGAGGCAAAAACCCCGACCCGCAUUACCCCGAAACCCUCCGAUUCGGCCCGGGGCGAGCUCGAAUCCGUGCAACCUCGCCGCCGCCGGGCUCGAUCUGAGCCAGGGCUACCGCGCGCCGGCGAGGAAUGAGGAGCGUGAACGGCGAGGUCGAGGGGACCCACGACCACGAAGCUAAUCGGCGUGGUCAGCUGAUCGAAUGGAUGAACGCCUUACUCCCGGAAUUCAGUUUGCCUCCGGAUUCAUCGGAUGAAGAGCUACGAGAGCUGCUCAGUGACGGCGUGGUCCUGUGCCGUGUUGCGAACACACUCAUCCCGGGGGUUCUUGAGGCAAGUCCUUUUUUUUCUUGGACAAUGUGUAUAUGUGUGUCAGUGUGUGUGUGACGGCGUGGUCCUGUGCCGUGUUGCGAACACACUCAUCUCGGGGGUUCUUGAGGGAUCCUGGGACGGUUAUGCACCGUCGGAUCAACGGUUGGGCAAUCUGAACAAAUUCCUCUCAGUGAUUGCUGAUAUGGGGCUGCCAGGUUUCAGUGUGAAAGAUCUUGAUGAGGGAUCAAUGUCUCCUGUAGUGGAAUGUCUCUUGGUUUUGAGAGACAGUGUGGAUCCUAGAUUAGGUGACGAUAUUCCACCAGAUGUUACCAGAACUCCUUUGAGAAAACAAUGGGGAGUUCCGGAAAUGGACAAGCCUCAAGUUCAUGGUGCAGCACUAGGGAAAAGAUCCCCUGCAGAGGACAAGAGAAAUGGCGUUGCAGAUCCCAAAGCCCAUCAGAAAACUUCUGUCUUUUCUGGACAAAAGUUUUGUGAUGUUUUCCAAUUAAAACACGGAUCAUAUUCUGGACCUGCUGCUGCCAAGAUUUCAGAGAUGAUGCACUCUAAUAGCUUAGAUAAUGCACCAACACAGUCACUUAUUAGUGUUGUCAAUGGCAUUUUGGAUGAAAGCAUAGAAAGGAAAAAGGGAGAAAUACCACAUCGUGUAGUUUACUUACUGCGGAAAGUCGUUCAAGAGAUUGAGCGCCGUCUCUAUAUUCAAGCAGAACACAUAAGAAGUCAAAAUGUUAUCAUGAAGAGAAGAGAACAGAAGUACUGUUCAAAAAUUAAAGUACUUGAAAUGUUGGUAAAUGGCACAAAUGAAGAAAACCAGAUGGCAAUAAACAGGCUUCAGAUAGUCAAGAAUGAGAAGUCAAAAAUCGAAGAGAGGAGAAAACUUAGUGAGCAAGAUGUUCAUCGAUUGAUGAGAGAGAAAGAACAUUCUGAAAACAUCAUAGCAAACCUAAAGAAAGAUAUAGAAGCCAUGAAUAGAUUGCAUGAACAGCAACUUGAGCAAACUGAAAGAAAGGCAAAGGAAAUGGAGGAGCAACUAACCACCAAAGUAAAAGAAGUAGAGUAUCUCUUGCUACAAUCGAAGAAGAAAGUUGAAGAAGUUGAGACUGCUUCCAGGCUAAAAUCACAGUUAUGGGAUAAGAAAGAGGACAAUUUUCAGAGUCACAUGGAUAAUCAACAACUAAUUAUCAAGGACAUAAGAAUAUUGUCGCGAUCAUGUGAAAAUGAUAUGUAUGCACUUCAAAUGCAGUGGAGAAAUGAGAUCUCUAACUUAGGAUCUGGGUUAAAAUGUUUGGUUGAUGCUGCUGAAAAUUAUCAUAAAGUCUUGGCGGAGAACCAAAAGUUAUUUAAUGAAGUGCAAGAACUAAAAGGUAAUAUAAGAGUAUAUUGUCGUGUGAGGCCAUUUCUUUCGGGUCAAGACAAAAAGUCUACUACAAUUGACUACAUGGGGGAAAAUGGUGAGCUUCUUAUAUCAAAUCCAUUUAAACAAGGGAAGGACGGACACAGAUUGUUCAAGUUUAAUAAAGUGUUUAGUCCAUUUGCUUCUCAAGCUGAGGUUUUUUCUGACAUACAACCACUAAUCCGAUCAGUCCUGGAUGGAUUCAACGUUUGUAUUUUUGCAUAUGGUCAGACUGGUUCUGGCAAAACUUACACCAUGAGUGGGCCUAGCACAUCGAAGCAAGAUUGGGGUGUCAAUUAUCGGGCUUUAAAUGAUUUGUUUGAUAUUUCACUAAGUAGAAGAAAUGCCUUCUCAUAUGAGGUGGGUGUACAGAUGGUUGAGAUAUACAAUGAACAAGUUCGUGAUUUGCUAUCAAAUGAUAUUGCACAGAGAAGGCUUGGGAUUUGGAGCACUUCUCAACCCAAUGGGCUUGUUGUUCCAGAUGCAAGCUUGCACUCAGUUAAGUCGACAUCUGAUGUAUUAGACUUGAUGGAAAUUGGGCAAGCAAAUAGAGCAGUUGGUUCAACAGCACUAAAUGAGCGAAGUAGUCGGUCACACAGUAUUCUAACUGUACAUGUUCGAGGGUUGGAUUUGAAGAAUGGAUCUACCUCGAGGGGUUGUUUGCAUCUUAUUGAUCUUGCUGGUAGUGAGAGGGUGGAGAAGUCUGAAGUAACUGGGGAUAGAUUAAAAGAAGCUCAAUACAUCAACAAAUCACUUUCUGCGUUAGGCGAUGUGAUUUUUGCUCUGUCACAGAAAAGUAUCCACGUGCCUUAUAGAAACAGCAAGCUAACACAAGUUCUUCAAAGUUCUUUAGGUGGACAAGCAAAAACUCUAAUGUUCGUUCAAAUAAAUCCUGAUGUUGAGUCAUAUUCAGAAACUAUAAGCACUUUAAAGUUUGCUGAAAGGGUGUCUGGAGUAGAGUUAGGUGCUGCAAGAAGCAACAAGGAGGGAAAGGAUAUAAAAGAGCUACUGGAACAGGUUGCGUCUUUGAAAGACACAAUUUCACGCAAAGAUAUGGAAAUAGAGCAGCUCCAAGUCAUCAAAGACAAAGCAAAAUCCCCAAAUUUAUUGUUAGAUAGAAAUGGGCCUGGCUUGACAAAGAUUACAGUAAACCAACCUAGCCAACUAUUAUCAGGCGAACGAAUGCUCAAGUCUAGUGACAGAGUUCUAUCAGAUCCUCCUGAUAACAGAGAUUCUAACCAUAAUUUGACGGAUACUGCUCCAGUGAGCUUAGAUGAAGCAGAAUAUGAUGGCAAUGCAUCUGAUGAUGGUUUAUCAGGUGAAGCCGAGAAUUACAAUUCAGCUGCUGAGAUGACAGCGGAACGGUUGCAUGGAAUUCCAUCAAGAAUAAGCAGAUUCACUCUCACAAAAAACGGGCAACCAUCUAUGUCUAGAUCAAAAUCAAAGGAUGCUAAGACUCCAAGUAAUGCAAAAGCUCCAUCUAGCCAGUUAACAGGAGGUUCUUCAGCCAGGGGGUCUAAAAGAUGGCAGAAGUAAAGCACGAUCAUGUUGCUCGUGUUGAUGCACAUUGUAAUUGAAAUGUGAAUUUGCUGGGUAGCUGUGUUAGAAAGUUAGGCAUUUUUAGUUUUAAUUUAAUCCAGAAAAACAGUGCGAUAUAUGUGAUGACAUGUAUGUGCAUGUGUGUAUAACUACUCGCAUAAGCAGUAAACAACAAUGAAACAUGCA